CAACCAAUGAUUUGCCUUCCUGACUAAGAGAUUGAUAGGACGUGGUUUCAUUAAUCAACUUAAACAAACUUAAAAGUCUACAAAGCUUUAUCUUUAUGUCGGUUUAGCUCAGAAUCCACCGCUUACAACUCUGUGGUAAGACUUCCCCGUUCGAAGUCCACACUAGAACAGCAUGGCGACCCAGUUGGCCAAGAUGACCCGCACCGCUGAGAAGAAACAGCUCUCAGCCCUGAACGGCCAGUUCGCCUCCUACAUCGAGAGGGUGCAGGCCCUGAACCAGAGCAAUGCCGCCCUGGAGAGUCAGCUGCAGGCCGUCCAGGCCAAAGCCGCCCCCGUAGACAAGGGGAAGUACGAGGGGAUGCUGAGUGCGCUGCGCGCUCAGGUGGACGGGCUGUCUCAGCAGAAGGCUCAGUUGGAGUCCGAGAGGAACAGCUGGCAGUCGCAGGCGGAGGAAUGGCAGGGAAAGUGCGAAGAGCAGUAUACGGUGCGCUCGGGGCUGAAGGCCGAAAUCGAGAAGAACAAAACGGAACUGGCAACCAUCAACGCUGCUCGUUCGGGCUUCGAGAGCAGGCUGGUGGCCGCGCAGGGAGAGAUCGAGGCCGUAAAUAGGACUAACUCUGCGGAGAUAGCAGCUAUGCGGGGAGAGUUGGCCCGGACUGUGACUGCGAUAGAGGCAAAGCAGGCGGUUGUGACUGGACCGGACCUCAGCGACACCCUGAGGGAGAUCCGUGAGCAGUACGAGGUGGUCGGCCAGGCGAACAGGCAGGACGCUGAGGCAAAGUACAGGGAGAAGUUUGCGGAGAUAGCCCUGCAACGGCAGAAAGACAGCGACGCUCUGGCAGCCGCCAGGGCAGAAGUGGCUGAGUUCCAAAAGAAGAUCGACACCCUGAGGGCCGAGGCCGAGUCUAUCAGGAGCAAGAACAUCGCCAUGGAAGACGGCAUGAACCAAACGGAGACCCGCAUACAGAAGGAGAUGGAAUCGUACAGGCAGGCCAUCGGCAAACGCGAGGCGCAGAUCGAGCAAAUGAAGCUGGAGAUUGCACAACAUCUCACCAACUACCAGGAGCUGAUGAACGUCAAGAUGGCGCUCGACCUCGAGAUAGCCGCUUACAGGAAGCUGUUGGAGGGAGAGGAGAUCAGGCUGGCCGGUCAGGCUUAGUCGCCCCAACCGGUUCAGACGGCCCAGACCCCCGAGCCAGUGGCACCAACACCU
Molecule: messenger RNA, 1213 nt
Organism: Branchiostoma floridae (Florida lancelet)
Lineage: Eukaryota; Metazoa; Chordata; Leptocardii; Amphioxiformes; Branchiostomatidae
Product: non-neuronal cytoplasmic intermediate filament protein-like
Exons: 7
Coding region: 173-1159 (328 amino acids)
Source: RefSeq, a predicted model, not a curated record